AUGACUGAUGGAGAGACCAGUGACCAGCAUAUGAAUCAAAGCUCUCCUGCAGAAUUGUCACCAAGCACACUCUCGCCCGUCAACUACGGUAUGGACCUUCAACCAGUAACCUACUCAGAGCCUGCAUUCUGGUGCUCUAUAGCCUACUAUGAGCUGAACCAGUGGGUUGGGGAGGCCUUCCACGCUUCACAGCCCUCCCUCACUGUGGACAGAUUCACAGAUCCUUCCAACUUGGAGCAUUUCUGCUUGGGCCUGCUGUCCAAUGUUAACCACAACACCACUGUGGAGAUGACUCACAGACACAUUGGCUGUGACCUGAAGAUGUUCAACAGCAAGGAGUCUGCAGUGCUCUUGGCUCAGUCGGUUAAUCAGGGCUUCGAGGCUGUCUAUCAGCUCACCAGAAUGUGCACCAUCCGCAUGAGCUUUGUCAAAGGCUGGGGGGCCGAGUACAGAUGGCAGACUGUGAUGAGCCCUCUUUGCUGGAUCGAGCUGCACUUCAACAGACCAUUGCAGUGGCUGGAUAAGGUUCUGACCCAGAUGGGUUCUCCCACCGUCCACUGUUCCAGUAUGUCCUAG
Messenger RNA from Neoarius graeffei (lesser salmon catfish), 576 nucleotides. Its product is annotated as mothers against decapentaplegic homolog 2-like. NCBI's taxonomy places the organism in Eukaryota, Metazoa, Chordata, Actinopteri, Siluriformes, Ariidae. Gene Ontology annotation, cellular component: heteromeric SMAD protein complex. The record is from RefSeq and is a predicted model, not a curated record. Bases 1 to 576 code for a protein of 191 amino acids. The transcript is spliced from 2 exons. Gene Ontology annotation, biological process: BMP signaling pathway; anatomical structure morphogenesis; regulation of transcription by RNA polymerase II. Gene Ontology annotation, molecular function: DNA-binding transcription factor activity, RNA polymerase II-specific; RNA polymerase II cis-regulatory region sequence-specific DNA binding; I-SMAD binding.